Messenger RNA from Toxorhynchites rutilus septentrionalis, 2087 nucleotides. RefSeq names its product inhibitor of growth protein 2. Gene Ontology annotation, biological process: positive regulation of DNA-templated transcription. The coding region runs from base 232 to 1572 and encodes 446 amino acids. The transcript is spliced from 3 exons. The record is from RefSeq and is a predicted model, not a curated record. Gene Ontology annotation, cellular component: nucleus. Lineage: Eukaryota; Metazoa; Arthropoda; Insecta; Diptera; Culicidae.
GCACAAUGCCAUCAUAAACGCGUAUUAUGUAGAAAGAAAGAAAGGAACACAGAGAAUAUAGCAGGGAAAAAGAAUCUUAAGAAAAAUACGUUUCUCGACUCAUAGGAGAAUUCGAUUCUGGGACCAUCAAUCAGAAAUUUGUGGUGUUCUAGUGCUGAGUGAAAGUGGCAACUUUUCGCCCUCGUUUAUCGUGAAAUCGUUAACUAGCCGUAUGAGGCAGCGUGCCGAACAAUGAUCAACCAUGUAACCGUGGAAGCGCUGCAUUCGGCUAACUACGUGGAGAAUUAUCUGGACUCGGUGGAAAAUCUUCCGGACGACGUCCAGCGUCAUCUGUCCCGGAUACGAGAGAUCGAUGUGCUGUACCGCAAUCACCUUCGUGACGUGAGUGUGUACUACGACCAGUGGAAUAGCGCGAACGGUUCAUUGGGCCAGCUGGUGAAUGGCAGUGGUGCUGGUAGUGACUCGUCCGCCGCUGCCGUAGAACCGAGCAACGCUUCCAAAAGAGCGAUGGCCAGAAUGCAACAGGGGCUCAUUUCUGCCCAGGAGCUGGGCGAUGAGAAGCUGCAAAUUGUGCAGCAUCUGCAGGAUCUGAUCGACCACAAGACGCGUCAGCUGGACCAGGAUUUCAAGAAUUUAGGCAGCGACUUCUUCUCGAGACUGGAUUACGGUAGGGAAGAAAAAGUGAACGAUAGCCAGCAGAAGGAAAUUCGUUCCAACAGUCCCGUGUCCGCCUGUUCCUCCAAUAACGUCAAUUUAUCGCCCGCGGUUUAUGCCUCCGCAAUUGGAAACGGUCAGAGCACUGCAGCGUCAGGGGCGAAUGGUGGAAAUGGAUCGACCGCAAACUCCGCUAGCGGGGGAAAUUAUUCCGCCAAUAGUGUCAGUAGUAAUACCCAUAUCGGUAGUACUUCCGGUGCAGGUGCAAGUGGUGGCAUGGGUAGCGGUGGUGGGAGUGAGCGAGGUUCAAAACGCGCCAGACGCCAGACACGUAAUGAGCAGCAGCAGCAGCAGCAGCAUCAACACGGCGGAAGUGCGAACGGCUCGAGCACACCUAAUUCCAUCUCCGGGGCUCAACAGAUGGAUGUGGACCCGAUCGAUACGGUCAAUGUGAAGCAGGAGGUUGGCAGCGCCAGUGGAAGCGGACAAGCGACGUCAAGUGGUGCCAGUGGUAGCGGUACAGGUGCUGGUGGUAAGGCUAAUUCUGGACAGAACAACAGUGCCAGCUCUGGCAAGAAGGGUGGCGCCGGCUCGGGAAAGAAGAAAAAGCGAAAGACCGGAAGGGGCCAGGCGCGAGAGACUCGAGAAGACACACCACCACCCGAGGAGGCCAUCGAUCCGGACGAGCCGACCUACUGUUUGUGUGAUCAGAUCUCCUUCGGCGAGAUGAUCCUCUGUGAUAACGACCUGUGCCCAAUCGAGUGGUUCCACUUCAGCUGCGUGGCGCUAAUGUCCAAACCGAAGGGUAAGUGGUUUUGUCCGAACUGCCGCGGCGAUCGACCGAACGUGAUGAAGCCGAAGGCGCAAUUCUUGAAGGAACUCGAACGCUACAACAAAGAGAAGGAGGAGAAAACCUAAACCCUCCGAUUGUAGCUGUAGAAGGGGUUAUAGAGUUUAGUAUAUAGUGUUGGCUUUCCGUUUGUUCUCAUAGGCAGGACUCCUGGAAAUGGUUUACCCAGUUCUUCCUCGAGAAAAUUUCUGUUUGCUUUGCAUCAUGGUUGGUAGAAGUUACAAAUGAUCACACUUUUACUUGAGAACGAACGUAGCAGCAGAAUAUAUAGAGAUACGAAACAGAGAAUCAUUUCAUUUCGAAAUUUUAUUUUAUUUAGAGAGCUUUUUCAAAUUAUUAACGUUAAGGAUUCGUUAAAAAAUCGACUCGUCUCUAAGAAGGCUGUUGUCUAAUGUCGCAGAUCAAAAACCGCUGCUUUGAAUCUUUUUUGGUUUACUCAGGCCUAGGUUUUUUUUUCCCAACCGUAAUAAAAAGUUUUUUUGUUUCCAAAACAAAACGAAACACAUCUGAAAGUAACAAAAAAACGACAACUAACCAUAAAUUGUAGCGCGUAAUGGUAAGAAAUAAAAUGAUUUGACCUAAA